AUGUUCCCCUUCCAGGUUCAAGACGACCAAGCCGUGAGGCCUUUGAGUGAAGAGGAUCAGCAGAUCCUUCUGGGUCUGGCUCGUCGCUAUGGCGUCUCCAGUCUCGUCUGCGCUUUGAGCGGUCUGGGCACUUCAUCCCGGGCCUCGACCUUCUCAGCGACCACGCUUCUUAGCAACACAAGUGCUCCCUCGUUGACAUGGAGCAGCUCCGAGGCUUCUCACGGCCGAUCCGAUGCCGCUUCGAUACGCACCCAGUCUACAUGGCAAGACACUUCUACCGACGUGCCUUCGAUUCAUGAUGGUGAAGUCGGCAAAAUUCCUGACCGGACGUGGCUCGACUCGCCCAGCCUCAUGCAGUCGCCUAUUCCCUCAUGCGAUGUCACCUCCCACCCCUCGCCUCGACAUGUCGCACCGACUUCCAAGAAAUACCAGUGCCCUAUGUGCUUUUUGGACAACAACCCCGUGGGUUUUGGUCGCAAGAGUGAUUUUAAGAAGCAUCUCUACAACUUCCACGGCGCUGAUGUGACGUGGCUGUGCAAGACCAAGGGCUGCCACCUCUCUUUUGCUACUGAACGCGCCUACAGCACUCACGCCAAGGAGACACACCGCAUGGACGCUCUCCCCAAUAGCUCGGCCAAGACUGAGUUGUGCCCUCAGGUCGUGUUUGCGUGCGGUUUCGCCAACUGCAAGGACCGUAUCUUCGAGGCCGCGACCAACGACCAGGCGUCGGGCAGCCGAGACAAGUACUUUGAGCAUAUUGCCAAGCACUUCGAGGACGGUUUCGAUGUCAACAACUGGGAGUACAAGGCUCAGUUGCACAACCUCAUGCGUCAGUCCAAGGUCAAGUCUAUCUGGAAGACAUGCAUCUGGCCCAAGGAGAAGAGGCAACAGCUCACAUGGCGCCCGCGAUCCUCUGGUGACCUCAAGCGAAUGCUCGAGGCGCGCCACCUCGGCCAGGAUAUCUCGACUCUUGUCCGCCUCGCCUUCAUCCUCGGUACAUCGCCCUUUACGAACCCCAAUACGCCACCUCCUAGCGAGAUCGAUCUUCAGUUCUCUCUUCCCGUCCGAUCCGAGUGCUUGAUGGACACGGUUGGCCAUGCUGAUGGAGCGCAACCCAAGAUGGAGAACAACGUCAACAACACACCGCCAGAACCCGUGGUUAAGCAGCAACCGCCUACACCUCAGGCGAACACGUUCCCCAACCGAAGGAUUAAGCAGGAGACUCGACCUACGACACCAGUGGACGGUAUCCCCGAGCCCAUGAUUCGAGACGACCUCGCAGCUGGCCCCCAUCCCGGAACGCCAUUUCCGAUCCCCAAUGAGCAUGUCUGGCCCGUCGAUGCACCCAAGUUCGCCCCUGACCAGAUGAAUACCUUUGCCGAUGCUUCGAUGACCUACAUCCUGCCGGGACAGGAGCUUCCCCAGCAACAAUGGACAGACAUGAGCGGCAUGCAGCAGUUCCCCCAACAAGACGAGGUCAUGACCAAUGUCUACAUGACCCCUAACCACACCCAACCCCAGUCUGCUCGCCCUGCCACACCAAUCCCCUCAAAACGACCUGGUUCCUGGGGCAAGCGACUCAGCCUCGAGAACCUUCGCCCCAAGAAGAAGACCAGCGUGUACGGCAGCCCAGCGUCCAGCACCGACGCUGUGCCCCCUGUGCCACAAAUGUACGCUGAGAUGAUUCCCACAUCCGUGCCCGCUGGUUACGAACUGCCAAUGCGGAUGGGCCACCCAUCACAAGGCUACACAUCAAACCCAGCUGGCUUCAUGCAGCAAGCGCAGAUGCAGCAACUCGGCUCACCGACGUCCUUUUACCUCGAUGAUGGGGACAUGAGACUAUAA
Messenger RNA from Fusarium keratoplasticum, 1845 nucleotides. Its product is annotated as C2H2-type domain-containing protein. The transcript has 2 exons. NCBI's taxonomy places the organism in Eukaryota, Fungi, Ascomycota, Sordariomycetes, Hypocreales, Nectriaceae. The record is from RefSeq and is a predicted model, not a curated record. Bases 1 to 1845 code for a protein of 614 amino acids.